This is a messenger RNA of Trematosphaeria pertusa, 1504 nucleotides long. RefSeq lists its product as uncharacterized. The transcript has 3 exons. NCBI's taxonomy places the organism in Eukaryota, Fungi, Ascomycota, Dothideomycetes, Pleosporales, Trematosphaeriaceae. The coding region runs from base 100 to 1443 and encodes 447 amino acids. The record is from RefSeq and is a predicted model, not a curated record.
UCGGGAGGCUCGAGCGAUUGGAGUGUCACGGCUGCCUUCUCAAACCUAUCAUUGGAUGGUUCUUCUCAACCAGGUACGUGAAAUCAAAUGUAAUUGGAAAUGAGUCCAAGCUCAACACCAACGGUACCAGUCGAGCCUUCCAUGGCUUGGGGCACUUCCGGUAAUACUUCCGCUACUCAAAGUCAAACGCAUCCUCCCGUGGGCUGCUUUAGAGAAUAUGCCGCAAGCUAUCCUGCUCCCUCGCAUGGAUCAUAUCAACCGUUAAGUCAUAACCCGGCCGAAGGAGUGCCGUAUCACGGUCUCUCACCUUUAAGUCUCACAAACCACUACUCAUGGAAUACACCCUACGGCCAGUACCCAUACAGACCGGCACUCUCACAGCAAGUAUCGUCGAUACAGUCACCGUUUCAGUCACCACUUCAGUCCCCGGAGAACCCAUCGCAACUGCAACCCACCAACGAACAACAGUUGCAACAGGUCGCUCGACAUGUUGAGAAGGAGCCUCGUGAGGAGGUUAUACCGGGCGUUCGACCCCAUCGGAAAUUGCUAGGAAGUGCAGGUUAUGUAGAGGAAAUGGAUCCUAAUUUCUCCGUCCGACUUCCAGGAUACAAGUUCUUCAAAAUAGGCGUAGUUUUCCGGGUGCUCUGGCCUGAGCUGGAGGGCGAUGUUGAUGAUAACAUGACAAUGGUAACGACAUCGAGAUUCCCACAGGAGAAUCAAUCUGUGAAGGUGCGAUGGUUUGUAGUCGUUCGUGAAGGCCAUGGUUGUUGCACUUGCUUACCCAUCCAAACAUACGGCGGGCGAGGAGUCACAGGAUUCAAGGUAAAGAGUCACCACGCUAUCGUGUACACUGGCCCGGAUGCGCCGCAACCGCUCCCAAGCGAGCAUCCAUCUUCCCAAACGGAGCUUCCAAUGGGCGACCCUAUCCGGGUUAUAGGCUUGAAACCAUGGGAUAACAAGAUGGAUCUCCUCUCCCGCGUCAAUUUUGUCAAAUUAUACACCAUCGAACAUACCGUCAAAGUGGACCCCUUUGGCUACGUGGAUCUAGACGAUGAAUGGAAACUGAUCUCCCAAUGCGUUGUCCACUGGAGAAUAGCCAAGUUGAGUGCAUUGCCACCAACAGCCGGACAUUCUUACACAGGUUUGUUCGGUUCCAGUCAUCAUCAGACAUCGCAGAGCCAGCAUGGUGCCGGUCACACAAGCGAGGCGGACGAUGAGCCUGGUGAUAAGCAAAAGGAUCAAGUCAGUAGCUACAUCUUCGACAACGAAAAUAACCUCAGCCGAGCCGAUGCAGCCGUCGACUCAACCGGAAAUGGAAAGGGAAAAGGAGCCCAGGGAAGCCGCGACGGCCCCGAACUGCCGAGCGGUUAUUCACAACCGGGUCAGUAUCCAUUGCUAGGGAUGCGUCCAGUGCCAGAGCAUGUCGAACGGGAAAGACGGUAGAGAACCUCUGGUGCAAGAAGGAGAAGAACAAGAAGCGACCUAGAGGAUGCCCAUGAAUACU